UCAAAUCUUGACAGUAGCCCUAUAUCUAGGGAACUGCCUGUGUUUAGAGGCAGAGAAACUGCUGAAGGAAACCACUUCCCUUAGUACGUCUAGGUCUGCUUCAUCAUGGCAUCCGCUAUUAUUCUGAACAAUGGAGCACGGAUGCCUAUUAUAGGCCUGGGGACGUGGAAGUCCUCCCCAGGACAGGUCACAGAAGCCGUAAAGGCGGCCAUCCUGACUGGCUACCGUCACAUUGAUGGGGCUCAUGUCUAUGAGAAUGAGGAAGAGGUUGGGGCCGGUGUCCGUGCCAUGAUUGACCAAGGAGUGGUGAAAAGAGAGGAACUUUUCAUCGUCAGCAAGCUAUGGUGCACAUACCAUGAGAGAGCUUUGGUUAGAGGAGCCUGUGAGAAAACCCUGAGUGACCUAAAGCUGGACUAUCUGGAUCUCUACCUGAUUCAUUUCCCUAUGGGCCUUAAGCCUGGAGAAAAAUCUCUUCCUCUUGAUGCUGAGGGCCAAGCCAUUCCAGAUAACAGCACCUUUCUGGAGACAUGGGAGGAAAUGGAGAAGCUGGUGGACGCUGGGCUGGUCAAGGCCAUCGGCAUCUCCAACUUCAACCGAAGCCAGAUUGAGGCCAUCCUGAACAAGCCAGGCCUCAAGUACAAACCUGUCACCAACCAGAUUGAGUGCCAUCCCUACCUGACGCAGGAGAAGCUGAUCAACUUCUGUCACUCUAAGGGCAUCACAGUGACUGCGUACAGCCCUCUGGGGUCCCCUGACAGACCAUGGGCAAAGGCAGGUGAACCGUCCCUCCUGGAGGACCCGAAGAUCUUGGCCAUAGCUAAUAAAUAUAAGAAAACAGCAGCACAGGUCCUAAUCCGGUUCCAAAUUGAGAGGAAUGUUGCGGUUAUUCCCAAAUCCGUCAGUCCAGGGAGAAUUAAAGAAAAUUUCCAGGUCUUUGAUUUUAAGCUCAGUAAGGCGGACAUUAACACCAUUCUGAGCUUCAACAGGAACUGGAGAGGAAUUGCAAUGGAAUGGGCUUCUAAACACAGGGACUUCCCACUGAACGCAGAGUACUGAGCUCCAGUCUUUAUGUUCCUUCUGUCAGUCAAGCGCAAAGAUUUUGUAAACCAG
Colossoma macropomum (tambaqui) is the source of this 1110-nucleotide messenger RNA. RefSeq names its product aldo-keto reductase family 1 member B1-like. Bases 106 to 1056 code for a protein of 316 amino acids. The transcript has 10 exons. Gene Ontology annotation, molecular function: aldose reductase (NADPH) activity. NCBI's taxonomy places the organism in Eukaryota, Metazoa, Chordata, Actinopteri, Characiformes, Serrasalmidae. Gene Ontology annotation, cellular component: cytosol. The record is from RefSeq and is a predicted model, not a curated record.